GAAUGGAGAAAGGGAUAGAUUAUCCAGAAACCAAAAGGCACAAGUAGCCAGGUUCCCGGAAGAAAGAAAAAAUGUGUCAAGGCGUGGCCAGGAAAUGUGCCUGCAGAGGUUCCCACUCUCCCUGCCAUGCUCCCUGCCAGAGUGAGCUGGCAGACUUGCCAAUCACCCCGGACAGACAGAAAAAUGGAUAGAGCGCCCAAACCCAUAUUUAGACGCACCGUGAGAAAACUGACAUAUACAGAAAUGAAAUCAAGGCACAGAGUAACUGGAUAACAAAACUAAUUGAGAAUACUAAUUUCGCGGCCAGAACCCAAUGCCAACAAAGCCCACCUCAAUGGAGCAAUAAGCAUUUCAGAGAUGUCCUCCAGAAGUCCUAAAGAUUUCAUUAAGCGUAAGUGGGGAUCAAAACCUAGUAACACCAAAUCAGAAACUGCAUUAGAGAAAUUGAAAGGAGCGAUGGAUGAAUUCACGAAUGGAAAAGGAAAAUUUACUGAAAAAGAGAGACACAAACUUUUGGAGAAAAUUCAAGUUCUUCAAGCUGAAAAGGAAAAGAAUGUUUAUCAGCUUGCAGAGAAGGAAAAAGAAAUACAGCGACUCAGAGACCAGCUGAAGGCCAAAUACGGUCCCACCGCCUUGCUUGAACAGUUGGAAGAGAAGACGAAGGAAGGUGACAGAAUGGAGCAGUUGUUGAAAUCCUUAUCUGAAGAGACAGAUUCACUGAAGAAACAGUUAUCUGCUGCAAUGGAAAGACUUGGUGAAUUUGAAAACCAAGCCAGUGCACUUCAUUUAUCACAGAAUAUGUCUGCAGGCUCAGCAGUGAGUAAUGCUCGUGAGUUGGAAAUACAGCUGAAAGAUGCUCUGGAGAAGAACCAGCAGUGGCUUGUGUAUGAUCAGCAGCGAGAGGCCUUCGUUAAAGGACUUUUAGCAAAGAUCUUUGAGCUGGAAAAGAAAACAGAGACAUCUGUUCCUUCACACCCACAGCAGACAAAAAAGGCUGAAUCAGAAGACAGUCUUCAAGAAGAAAAGCAAAAAUAUUACAAGCACCUCUUGGCAAAUGCCAAAAGGGAUCUUGAGGUUGAAAGACAAACCAUAACUCAAUUGAGUUCGGAACUUAAUGAAUUACGAAAAAAAUAUGAAGAAGCCCAGAAAGAAGUUCAAGGUUUAAAUCAGUUGCUGUGCUCACAAAGGAAGGCAGAAGUACAGCAUCUGGAAGAUGACAGGCAUAAAACUGAGAGAAUAGAGAGACUCAAGGAAGAAAACAGUCUCGCCAGGGAGAAGCUGGAUGAGGAGAGGAGGCGAUCCGAGGAGCUGCUGUCCCAGGUGCAGCUCCUUUACACGUCUCUGGUGAAGCAGCAAGAGGAGCAAGCAAGGGUGGCUCUGCUGGAACAGCAGAUGCAGUCAUGUACUUUAGACUUUGAAAAUGAAAAGCUUGACCGCCAAAAUAUGCAGCACCAAUUGCAUGUAAUUCUUAAGGAACUCCGUAAAGCAAGAAAUCAAAUAACGCAGUUGGAAUCAUUGAAGCAACUUCAUGAGUUUCCCUUCACAGAGCCAUUAGACACUUUCCAAGGAGAGACUGCAAACAAAAUGAAAGUCGCCUCACCAAAAAGUCCCCCCACUGUACUAAACGAAAGCCUGGUGGGAUGCCCCAAAUGCAAUGUGCAGUAUCCAGCCACGGAGCACCGCGAUCUGCUUGUCCAUGUCGAGUACUGUUCACAGGAAUAGAACAGUCAUUUAUCUCUAUGCCAAAAGGGUUCAUGCUCUAUCUUCUGUUUGCUUGUGGCCAGUGACAGCUGCAUAUUCCACCUCUGGUUCACCGCACCGCCUGUCGCCUCUGACACUCUGGCAUGCGAGUGAAUCAUUGUAUAUUUUGGCUUUGCAUUUUCCUUGGCAGUGACACUCCACAAGAUGGUUCGUCCUGACCACAGCGACAGAAUGUGGUGAGCAGUGUGCACUGAGACUGCUUUUUUGCAUAGUUAAAGUACUUGAUAAAGGGUAUUGAUUGUGGGUUAAAUCUAUGGUGCCAGCACAACAAAUAUUUUAUAUUACGUGGAAUUUUUAAAAAUCAAAGGUAUUUAAUUGUUGACCUAUAUAUCUAAGUUCUUAAUGUAGCAAUAAUUCUAACAACCACUGGCUCAUUUUUUUCUUUGCUAUUAUAAAGCAUUUAAUAGAAGUGUUGGGAAUUUUAUAAUCUUUUAUUGCUGCUUACUGUUGAAACUGUAAACUCAGCCGUAUACUAAGAACAAAACUGAUUCUGCUUGAGGAAUACUCUUAGUAGCUACAUACAAUGUUUUCUGUUGUGGUAUCUGGCUAUAACUUUUAACUUGAACAUCAUUAGCACACAUUGGUUACCUAAAAUGGUUAAAAUUGAUUUUAACAAAACCAUCCAGCCUUCUUUGAUUUGGAGGUUUUUUGUUUUUUAUUAUUUUUGACACUCCUACAUCUGGGCAAUGUAAUUAUUAAAUAUUUGCUAUUUGAAUAAUAUUUUUAUAUAUUGAUAAGCCAAAAAAAGUUUUUUUUUUUAAAUUCAUAUUUUCUACCAUACUUAACACUGGGCUACUGUUAACAAUGUAAAAAAGAAAAGAAUAAAAUUAUUUAAUAACUUUGA
Cavia porcellus (domestic guinea pig) is the source of this 2605-nucleotide messenger RNA. It is a transcript of the gene Cep55, whose product is annotated as centrosomal protein 55. The coding region runs from base 358 to 1722 and encodes 454 amino acids. Gene Ontology annotation, cellular component: midbody. The transcript has 10 exons. Lineage: Eukaryota; Metazoa; Chordata; Mammalia; Rodentia; Caviidae. The record is from RefSeq and is a predicted model, not a curated record. Gene Ontology annotation, biological process: establishment of protein localization; mitotic cytokinesis; regulation of phosphatidylinositol 3-kinase/protein kinase B signal transduction.